UCUGGUUAUUUAAGCUGAUCAUAAGAUGGAUGUUUCGCAAGGACGAUCACCGGAAUUCACCCGAUUCUCUUUCUGUGAGCAAACAACCCAAAUCCUGGUAUCGCUGUAGUGUUUGUGGGACAUCUCGAAAAACACCAGACAGGAAAUUUUUCAGAUUUCCUAAGGAUCCUAUUAGAUCAAAACAAUGGGCUCCCGCAUGCAGUAAUCAAGACUUGUUAAAUAUAUCACCAACUAAUUUGUAUAAAACUGCACUAAUAUGUUCGUCACACUCCAAAGAUCAUGAUUACUGUUCACCAAAGAUGCGAUAUUUACAUUCCUGUGCAGUGCCGACAAAAUUUGAACAAACAGGUAUCUACAAUGUUUACUGUUAUUAUUUCAAUAUGCUUAACAAUAGUGCCAUCUAAGAAAUAACUCAUCAAUAAUAGUGGAUCACCUGUCAUGUUAUGCUCAAAGAAUACUGUGCAACAAAAUUGAUGGUUUGGAUCGCCUGUCAAGACUUGUUAAAUAAAUCACCAACUGAUUUGUAUAAAACUGCACUAAUAUGUUCGUCACAUUUCAAAGAUCACGAUUACUGUUCACCAAAGAUGCGAUAUUUACAUUCCUGUGCAGUGCUGACAAAAUUUUGAACAAACA
This is a messenger RNA of Stegodyphus dumicola, 633 nucleotides long. RefSeq lists its product as uncharacterized. Lineage: Eukaryota; Metazoa; Arthropoda; Arachnida; Araneae; Eresidae. The record is from RefSeq and is a predicted model, not a curated record.